GGCGAUUGUAGUGUAUUACUGGUGGUUAACUCAUGCUCUCUUCAGUUGCUUUAAUGAUGAAUCUACUUUUAAUAUUUUUCACACUAUCGUGCAUUAAGAAAACCGGCGCUCAGAUUAAGCAUGUAGACUCUGGUAUGACUGGAUGCAGUGACUCAGAUAAAGAGUUUGUUCUGCAACAUGAUGAUGAGGAAGUAUUUCACUCAGAUUUUAAAAAAAAAGCUCAGGUGAUGAAGUUCCCUGAAUUUGCAGACUCUGUAAAAUUUCCUGAUCUUUAUGAGUUAAGUGACUCAGAUCAAAAGACUUGCAAAUACAACCGUGAUCUAGCAGUGAAAGUCUACAAAAGUCCUCCAGAAGCUCUGGAUGUUCCCCAAAACUCCAUCUAUCCCAGAGAUAAUGUGAGACUUGGUAGAAAAAGCACACUCAUCUGUCAUUCAGCACAUUUCUUCCCUCCUCCUGUUCACACCACCUGGACCAGAAAUGGUGUAAAUGUGACUGAUGACUUCUCAAUCAGUCAGUACUACCCGAAUGAAGAUGGCACCUACAACCAGUUCUCCCACCUGACCUUCACUCCACAGGAAGGAGACGUUUACACCUGCACGGUGCAACACAAGACUCUGGAGACACCCGACACCAAGACAUGGGAGGUGGAAGUUAAGCUUCCCAGUGUGGGUCCGGCUGUGUUUUGUGGAGUGGGUCUGGCUGUAGGACUGCUCGGAGUCGCUACUGGAACUUUCUUCCUCAUCAAAGGAAACCAGUGUAACUGAAAUUAAAGCUCAGAUUACUGCUGUGAAGAUCCACAAUCUUAAUAAAUCCUUAAAUGUUCCUUAACUUUAUAUAAUGAAUUAAUGCAAUGUAUUUUAGUGAAAAAGUAUCCUACAAAAAUAAUAAUACCAAAUGUGUAAUAAAUGUAAAACAUUUUAAUUUUAAACUCUAUUAGCAGAUAUUAUAAAAGUCAUACUGGCCCUUUUAUGUUUCUUGAAUAUAUUUUUUGUGUUUUUAUUUUCUUACUUGACAAGAGCAUGAUUCUUUUAAAAUUCUUUUAAAGGAGCAGGCAAUAAAACACACCAAACACAAGCCACAUUGAAUUCAACUUAGAUUUCAAAAACACAUGUUUCAAUUGUUUCCAGAAUGCUUUAUUAAAACUGUUAAGGGUUUAUUAUGCUGAAUAAAUCAGCAAAGCCAUGUAAAAUCACCACUU
Molecule: messenger RNA, 1198 nt
Organism: Clarias gariepinus (North African catfish)
Lineage: Eukaryota; Metazoa; Chordata; Actinopteri; Siluriformes; Clariidae
Product: H-2 class II histocompatibility antigen, A-U alpha chain-like
Exons: 4
Coding region: 33-764 (243 amino acids)
Biological process (GO): peptide antigen assembly with MHC class II protein complex; positive regulation of T cell activation; antigen processing and presentation of exogenous peptide antigen via MHC class II
Cellular component (GO): membrane; MHC class II protein complex
Molecular function (GO): MHC class II protein complex binding
Source: RefSeq, a predicted model, not a curated record